Molecule: messenger RNA, 2325 nt
Organism: Naegleria gruberi
Lineage: Eukaryota; Heterolobosea; Eutetramitea; Acrasida; Naegleriidae
Exons: 1
Coding region: 1-2325 (774 amino acids)
Biological process (GO): endocytic recycling; retrograde transport, endosome to Golgi; Golgi organization
Cellular component (GO): GARP complex; membrane; EARP complex
Source: RefSeq, a predicted model, not a curated record
AUGAAAUUAAUAAUAGAUGGAAGUCACUUUAAUGCAGAUGACUUUUUAAAAAAGACUCUGAUGAACAAAUCAGUGGAGGAUUUAUUGCAACAAGAAUCGGCACUGAGAAAAGAAACUAAGAAUUUGGAUACAUCACUUCAAAUGCUUGUCUAUCAAAAUUACAACAAGUUUAUCACAGCAACAGAUACUAUCAAGAAGAUGAAACAUCACGUGGAAGGAAUGGAAGAUGAAAUGAAAUCACUUUUACAAAAUAUGGAUAAAAUUACUACUUGUUCGGAAACUAUUAACUCCAAUCUUCAAAACAAGAGAGACAAGAUUGAGAGACUUUCCAGUGUCAACAGAACUUUAAAGAAAAUGCAAUUCUUGUUGGAAUUACCAACAAGAUUGAAUGACUGUAUAGAAAUGAAAAAGUAUAAUAUUGCUGUCAAGUAUUACAAUAUUGCUAGUAGAAUAUUUAAAAAGAAUGCUAAUUUAUCUGGAUUUAAAAACAUUGAAAAGGAAUCUACUGAUGUUAUCAACAAGAUGAAGACCAAUAUUGAAAAGGAUUUGUUAAAUAUUGCCGAUGAUGAUGAUCCAAAGGUUCAAGAUUAUGUCGGCAUUUUGAUAGAUUUGGAGGUUCCAGUUGAACAAGUGAGAGAUUCCUAUCUGAAGGUCAGAUCAGAAUUUUUAAAGGCAGAUAUGGAAAGGGUAAUUAAACAAACAGAAUCAGCAAACACCAGUGAAAGAGUGAAAUCACUGAAUGCAUCAUUUUUGAAAAGAGUACAAUCAUGUUAUUAUACCUACCAAAUGACCUUCCUUACCAAUGAUCCAAAAAUUAGAAAACAAAUCACCAACGAACAACUUACCAAAGAUUUCAGUGAAUGGACCAAACAAUUAUUCAUUGGAUAUUUUGAACACAUUAGAAGUUUACUUCACAAUUCAAAGAGUUCCAACGAGGACUUGAAGUUAGCUCUCAGAUUAUUCUGUAAUGAAUCCGUUUCACAUAUUGUAGAAAUUCCAAACAACAAGCUUCAAGAAAAGGUUUACAAUUUAGUUGGUGACACUGUGAGAACAUUCUUAAUGAAUCAAAUGGAAUUGGUCAAGAUUAACACUGAGACCAAUAUUCAAAAGCUAGCCGAAACACCUGAUAAUACCAAAGCUAAUCAAUUAUAUUCCAUAGUUGAUGGAGCUAUUCAAAAUUUGAAAAAUGAUUUGGAAUCAGGAUUGGAUAAUUAUAGAGUUUUUAUCAAUGAAGAGGAUACUCAAACUCCACUAGGAUCCAUUAUGGCAUCAAGAGAAAGCUUUUACAAGAAUUGGAUUAGAUCCAUGUGUGUCGAGUUUAUUGAUUCUCUCUUGUUAUUCUGUAAGGAUUAUGGUACUCCUCAUAGCAAGGUUUCUAUUUUAACACCAGAAGAAUACAAAUUCCGUAAGGUGACAUGUGUCGGAGCUCUCUUAUUGACCAAACUUUGUACAAAACUUCCAUUGAGAGAUUUCAAGCACAUGCUUCGUGAAAAGUUUUCAUCAUCCGAAUCAGUGAGAAAGACAUCCUCAAGAAGUCGUAUGACAGAACUUGAAGAUGAAGAUACCUUCUUCAAUAUUGAAAAUAUGGAAAUUCGUAUCAAGGAAUGUACUUCCCACUUAAUUGUAUAUUAUAUUGAAAUUCAAGCCAGAUCGGUUUCCAAAUUAAUCAGAACUAGCAUGGAAUCACAUAAUUGGCUCGAUACCGAUGUUCCUCGUGACGUGAGAAGCUUUAUCAGAGUUACAGUUACAGAUCUUUUCAAUAUAAGGUCUCACUUGAUUGAAUUAUUCCCACCUAGUCAAAUUCAUGACACUGAAACAGAAAAGAGUGACUCUGGUAGAAGUGGCAGAAGUGGAAGAAGUGGUGGUGAGUCAAGUCUUUCAUAUGGUGGUUUGGAUUCAUCUUCUUCACUCAAAUAUAGUCAAAAUUCUGAUGCUGUGAAGGAUGUAAUGAGAAUUUUCAACAAGAAACUUUCAAGUUUCUCCAUCAAGACACCAAGAUAUUUCCAACGAGCAGGUGAUUCCAGUUUCAGUGGUAAUGAAAUUGUUACUGAAGUUCUCAAGAUUGUUUUAAAGACCAUGGAAGAAUGUGUUAGAGGUCUCACUUUUGGUAAGAAUGGUUUCCAACAAUUGCAAGUUGAAAUUGCUUUUAUGCAACAAAAACUUGCCACUCUGAUUGAAGAUAAGACCUAUCUUCCAUCAUUGGUUCAAGAAGUGAUGGCCAGUUGUGCAGAGAGAUGUUUUUCAGCAACCCCACUCGAGAAUACUAUUGUUCAAUCCAUUAUUGGCAAGUAUCUUACUGAGGAAUCUGAAAACAUGUUAAAAUAA